Molecule: messenger RNA, 1718 nt
Organism: Solanum dulcamara
Lineage: Eukaryota; Viridiplantae; Streptophyta; Magnoliopsida; Solanales; Solanaceae
Exons: 2
Coding region: 413-1558 (381 amino acids)
Source: RefSeq, a predicted model, not a curated record
GUCCCUAAUCUCUCUUUUCGUUCAGCCGUGUAUUAAUUAGGUAGUGUUGAGAUGCCCCUUACCUGUUUGUUAAAAUGACUGAAAGAGAUUUGAAUUUAUUUUCUGUGUAAAAUUUACAAUUCCCAUUAUUAAGUCUCAGUUGUAAACAUAAGUUGAAGCAAUACCGAAAGUAAUGUGAAAUUCACUGAGUUAUUUCCAUAAUAAAUCAUCUCUGAGCCUAUGUUGAUCCGAAUCUCCAAAAAUGUUGUUGUACUCGUGUUAGACAAUACGCACCUGUCGACAUUUUUUGAAAAAUCCAAGCAACACAGCUCUGGGCGGUACUUUUGAACAGGAGAUUGAAGGGGAAGUCAUGUGUUUUGCUAUAAAAUUCAAUUGACUUGUAACUCUAUUUCAUUUAUCUAUAAAUUCUCAAAUGAGGGAAAGGUUAUCAAUGUCUAUGCUCGUCUUUCGUUCUAGGUCAUUAUUUUUCAUGGCGGCAACCAAAUUGAUGACAAUCUCAAUAGCACUCGCUGCUCUUUCUGCAUCAGCAGCAACCAUAGGUGUUGUGUUUUGGAGAAGAAAGACGAGGACUGAUGAGGAGAAAAUCCGAGAGUUGGAAAAAUCUUUGAAGGCUGCAUUGCAAAAUUGCAGUGCUGAGAGGCAAGGUCGCAUUAGAGCUGAACAAGCAUUGAGGAAAGUGGCCAAGUCAAAUGAUUCUAGUGAUUCAUAUCCCUUGUCACCUAUUGCAAUCACUCGGUCAUGCUUCUCCACGAGGAAUGGGACUCCGAGGCAACCUUUGAUUGUACCAGUUGCUAAAGCAUGUCUAGUAUUUGAUCCAACUCGAGUUCCACCUGCAUCUCUUGAAGGUCUUGAAGGCUAUUCACAUUGUUGGAUAAUCUAUGUGUUUCAUCUAAACACGGAUCUUGACAAGUUAUGGAAGCAUCCAUCACGGUCUAAGUUCAAGGCAAAGGUAAGAGUACCAAGGCUGAAAGGAGAAAGGAUGGGGGUCUUUGCGACUAGAUCUCCUCAUCGCCCAUGCCCUCUAGGCCUUACUGUUGCAAAGGUUGAUGUUGUGGAUGGGAAUAAAGUUUACAUAUCUGGUGUUGAUUUAGUUGAUGGAACUCCCGUCCUUGACAUCAAGCCAUAUCUUCCAUACUGUGAUAGCAUCCCUGGUGCAAUGGUCCCCGAUUGGGUAAAGGCGGAUAAUAUGUUAGCUAUCACAUCUGUUAACUUCUCUCACGACUUCUCUGCCUCUCUGAACCAUUGUUGGUCAAGAAAAAUGCAAAACAAGAAGAAAACUGAGAUAUCACUCUAUACAUCUCCUACUGAAUUUCAAAACUUAAUUCAACAAGUGCUGUCAUGGGACAUACGAUCAGUAUCUCAGAGAAUUCGUCCUCACAAGACUGAAAAUAGCAGCACGAAUAAUGUAACACCUGAAGACGAUGACAGUCAAGAGGAACUUCAUUUUCCUGACGAUAUUGUUUACCACCUUAUUUUGGAAGGCCUUGACACCUCCUACAAAAUUGACUAUGACGGCAAUGUUCAUGUUGAAAAGAUUGAACCUUGCAUUCCAAACUGAAAAAAGUUAUGCAAUUUCAUGACAAGAAAAGGCAUAUUGGUUUGUGCAUUACCAAAGCUAGUUAGUUAACUUUUUCAUGUUGUACUUUUAUCCUCUGUAACAUGAAUCAUGUAGGGUACUGCUGGUCUAAACCAACUUCUUUUUUGGAGUUUUACAAUCA